CAGAAAAACUUGAAAAAAAAAAAACAAAAACAAUUUCAAUGUAAUUAAUUAUUGUAUAAAGGACCCGUUUACAUAACCCUUAAUUACCCUAAUUGCUUAAUGUGUGUGUCCACGUAUGGGGCUGCUUUGUGUAUGCCAGUGUGACUGUGUGCGACGGUGUGCAACAUAACUGCCCCUUUUGCGUUGCUGUGUUUAUGCUGUUGCCUAGUAAUCCCGAUGCUGGAGUGUGCCUUGUUAACUGGUGUCAUGUGACAACACUUGAUGACACUUUCCCCAAGAUGGUGAACCAUAUAUGAAGAGAAUCUCAAAAAACGACUCCACAAGGACGAUCCAAAGGAUAUGGCAAAAGAUUGAAAAGAUUUCUUUUUUUAUUUCAUCUACCAUGUGAGGCAACACGACAAAAUCUUUGACACAAACCGAGCUAAUUAAAAUGGAAUUUUGUAACGCCUUCUUGGCGUUUGUGACAUUUAAUAUGUCAAUGAGAAGAUUUACUUUUCCGUACUGGCAUCUCUAUAACGAGUAUGUGGAUUUUUUUUUUUUGGCUGUAAUAGCCAUCUUCCUUAAUAUGGGACUUCCAUGUGAAGGGGAAAUCUAUCUAAAGAUACAUUGCUGUAUAUCUAUAUCUUUUAAGAUCAACACUACUACUACUACUACUACAACUACUUCACUGCACUGUGGAUGGGUCUACUCAGAGAGGAGGAGAACGACGACGACGGUGACGACGAUGACUCUAUUAGCGCAGCAUAAAGUGGCGUAUGUGAAUUUUACAGAUGACCCCCAAUGAUUGAUUGGCAGUUAUAAAGUCACAUGAAGUCACGACAUACACACAUACAUAGGCAUUUAUACUCGCACAUAUACAUUUGGAUUUACCACACUCUGUGUGACAUAAAGCGGAAAUAGCGGUGGCGGUGGUCGUCAAACGGAUGUUGAAGGCAUAACUCGCACACGCGAGAGCAUAGGAUGAGGGUGAUGAGCAUGGGUUAAAAGGCGCGCAUACUCCCAUGCAC
Stomoxys calcitrans (stable fly) is the source of this 1007-nucleotide messenger RNA. RefSeq lists its product as uncharacterized. The record is from RefSeq and is a predicted model, not a curated record. The transcript is spliced from 8 exons. The coding region runs from base 431 to 784 and encodes 117 amino acids. Lineage: Eukaryota; Metazoa; Arthropoda; Insecta; Diptera; Muscidae.